UCGUCGAGGGACGCGUCAUUUGAACACUUUAGUGUAAGUCAUUGGACGAACUGUACGGGAUAUAGGGGAUAUGACUGAGAUAGAGCUCGGCCGAACGAACGCCGUAGUGCCCCAAGAAACGACAAAUGGUGCUGUUAUUGAUAUAGACGAUGGAGAUGGUAAAGAUUUGAGAGAUGAUACGAUAGACCAGCUCGACGAAAGUGAAGAAAAGAAUAAAAGCUCAGAUAGCAGCGUACAAGGCGAUACAGAAGAUGAAGACGACGAGAAUGCACCUUUAGGCUACUGCCGUUUUGUUGUGAAGCAUCAUCGCUUGACCUUUGGAAUAACAUUGGGCGCACACUUAUUUAUGAUCCUUGUCACACUAAUACUUCUCCUCUCAGGAUAUGAAGUCAUACCAAUCAAUUUCUCCUCCCUUCCACUUGAUUUGAAAGACGAUUCCACUAAACUUCGAACCGACGCUUGGCUUCACGUCAAAGAUGAUGAUGCUGUCAUCAAACUUAAUGGUGAUCAGAGAAUGCGUGGUGUUGAAUAUCAAGUAAUGGUCUUCUACUACGAGAAAAAAGGCGGGAAUGUUUUUUCCAAGGAAAAUUUACUCGAUCUGCAAAAAUUUGAAAACAGCCUUUUCAUGGACGCUGACUAUCAAAGAAAACUUUGUCAAUUGGUGUAUACGGACAACACAACGAGUUCCACGGUAGGAAACGAAACAUAUGCGAAGUGCAAAAAACCUUUAUCGAUCUUGCGGUUCUUUGAUGGCUCCUAUAAACGAAUGAGCGCCGAUUUCGACGAUCCAACAUUUUCAAACAUUCCUAAAGUUCUUCAUACCGCGAAAUCAAUGAACGCAAGUAGGGCAAUUUUGAACUUUCACCUUGGAAAAGAUUCUGUCGUUACAAAGGACAGUGCAGAGUCUGACGUUACUCGAACCUUGUUUUACACGGGCUGGCCAAUUGAAGGAUACAACAGCACCGAUGAACGGAAGGACGAUCAGAAAAAAGAAAUCGACAAACUAAUCAUCGAUAUAUUCGAAAAGAAAAUGGAAGACACUUUCAAAGAUGGUGUAGCUGGUAUGGACUUCGUAUACAAUAACAUCGCUUUGUUUGUAGAAGCCACCAUUAAACAAGUUAUUCUUGAUAUGAUGUUGGCCGUAGCGAGUUUCAUUUUCAUCUUCCUUUUUAUGUGGUUCCAAACUGGUUCCUUUUGGAUCACUUCGUUUGGCAUAUUCAGCGUUAUUUCAAGCUUCAAUAUCGCAAAUCUUAUAUACAGAGUGGUAUUUGAUUAUCGAUACUUUGGAAUAUUCCACGUUCUUUCCAUAUUCAUCAUCCUUGGAAUCGGCUCAGACAACAUAUUCGUGUUCAUGGACUCUUGGAAACAAUCACACAAAGGCACUUAUAAAAAUCUUGCCAUGCGUUUAAAUACAGUAUACAAAAGGGCUGCCAAGGCAACUUUGAUCACCUCGUUCACCACGAUGAUGGCUUUCUUUUCAAACAUUCAAUCCCCGUUGCUGGCAAUUUAUUCAUUUGGACUCUUUUCAGGAAUUCUUAUAAUCGUGAACUAUUUGUCAGUUAUUCUCUUCUUCCCAACCGUCAUAUUGACGCAUCAUCGCGAUCGUGAUGGCAAUUGUUGCUGUUGGCCAAUGUGCAAAAGAAAAACGAAUACGAGCCAAAGCUCGACCGACAACUUGCAUGAAAACAAACCAAGUGAAUCAAUUACACAGAAAAUCAGUAACUUCUUCGAAGGACCGUUUUUCAAAUAUGUUAUUACACACAGAAUAACUCGUUGGGUCGUGAUUGCUUGUUUCCUUGUUUUGAUUAUCGUGUCCAUUACAUUUGCAACACAAGUAAAGCCCUCUACUGAACAGAUUAAUGUUUGGUCAGAUGACACAAACUGGGGUCGAGGAAGAACACUAUCGAAAGAGUCAUUUCUUCCAAGCCAGGAAGAUAAAGUGAUUGUCGUACAUGUUGUUUGGGGUUUACAAGAUCAGGAUCGUAGUGAAUGCCAUCAAACUGACUUUGAAUGUAAAGGGAAAACUGUGUUUGAUAAAAGCUUUGAUAUGAAUCCUCCGCCUUGUCAAAAUGCUAUUCUGGAUUUAUGUAACAAGUUCAAAAAUCUGCCUCCUGAGCAAGAGGAAAAAUUAAGACUGCGGAGGAGUCAAGUAACUGGGGAAAUUGAGAUUGAAUGCAUUUUUGAGCGAAUGGACGAAUAUUUAACGGUCGAGGCCAACAAGACAAAGUAUCCAAAUGGAUCUGAUUUUGGUUUCCCUCUAAAUUCGGCGAAAAUGAGAACUUUAAUGGAAGCUAACGAGCCGCGUUUGUUUAAUGUCUCGCUUCCUGAUACCUAUUACCGAUUCUUUGAAGUUGGUCUGGGUUAUUUUAUAACUGAUGGAGGUUCUCGUGAUUUUGCUAAAACCUAUGAUUAUGAUAAAUAUCAGGACACCUUCGGAGGACAAAUCGAUCCUAGCUCUAUCAAAAAUGAUGCAAGUAUCCAAGGGAACAAGUUUGGCAAUCGGCUUUUGUAUGUGGCCAUUUCUUUAAAUACGUCAUUAAAUCCCUUAACACUGGGGUAUGAGGAAGGUUUACCAAUCCACGAUAACUGGGAAGAAUUUAUCAAGAAAGAAAUGAGUGCCAUGCCUUCUUCAUGUAACAAUGGUUUUCAGGCAACUGUAUCAGAAAGCAACGAGUGGCAAUGGCUUAAGGUCCAAAAGAUUCUCGUCGAUAGCGCAAUCUCAGGAAUAGCUAUUGGUUUAGCUCUUGCCAUUAUCGUGCUAACGCUUGCCACAACGAAUGUAAUCGUCGGUAUUAUGGCAACCUUAACCAUUGCCAUGGUAACAUGCGGUGUUCUGGGAUUAAUCCCCAUACUUGGAUGGAAUCUUGGAGUAUUUGAAUCUCUGAAUCUAACUCUUGUUGUCGGUCUAGCGGUGGACUACGUUGUACACUUGGCUGAUGGAUAUAUGGAGCUCGAGUAUGAAGACAGAGUUUCUAGGGUGAAGUAUACAUUGGGUCAUGUCGGUGUUUCCGUCUUUUCUGGUGCUUGUACAACACUGGGAUCCUCCAUUUUCAUGUUAGCCGCGAAAAUUAUCUUCUUUCAGCAGUUCGGUAUCUUCAUCUUCUGCACAAUCGGUCUGUCUAUUCUAUACUCCCUCAUUUUAUUUACCACAAUUCUGGCCUUGAUUGGUCCCGAGGGUGAAGUGGGCUCGCUUAGACCACUGUGGAGGAUGUCAAAGGAUUACAUACGUGGUAAAACCAAGGACCAUACUGACUGCAAAACUUGCAAAGGAAAAGGAUUCCACAAAGUCGAUUUAAGUGAACAAAAUACUUUACUCUAACUUUAGGCUAACUAUUAGAAUAAACGUUUUAAGGACAAAAUGGAGUAAAAAUUAUACCCAAGAUAACUGAUCAGUGCAGGAGUAGCACACCUUUGCAAUCAUGUAUGUUAAAACAUAUAUGUAUAUUAUGGACUAUAAAGUUUAUUAAUAAGUUGCCCGGUUGCAUGCCUCCAAUCUGUUGCAUUAAAAAACAAGUCAUCUACUUGUAACAAUUUAUUUAUGUUUAUAUUUAUGUAAAUAUUGAAUUAUAGUAUAGAUUAUGUUUACCUAGAUGACAAUUAGCAAUUUAAAAUUUUGUGCAUGGACACAUCCUGAAACUGGAAUGCAUAACCAUGCAAUUCAGGAAUAAUUAUCGCUCAUAAAUGUACAAUAUCAAAUUUUAGGAGCGUACUACACAUGUACAUGCUUUAUUACAUGAGAAUAUAUUAUUAGACUCAA
Messenger RNA from Dendronephthya gigantea, 3757 nucleotides. RefSeq names its product protein dispatched homolog 3-like. The transcript has 8 exons. Gene Ontology annotation, cellular component: membrane. Bases 71 to 3319 code for a protein of 1082 amino acids. NCBI's taxonomy places the organism in Eukaryota, Metazoa, Cnidaria, Anthozoa, Malacalcyonacea, Nephtheidae. The record is from RefSeq and is a predicted model, not a curated record.